Molecule: messenger RNA, 1155 nt
Organism: Emericellopsis atlantica
Lineage: Eukaryota; Fungi; Ascomycota; Sordariomycetes; Hypocreales; Bionectriaceae
Product: nucleoside phosphorylase domain-containing protein
Exons: 2
Coding region: 1-1155 (384 amino acids)
Biological process (GO): nucleoside metabolic process
Molecular function (GO): catalytic activity
Source: RefSeq, a predicted model, not a curated record
AUGGCUCCCUCACAACCGCCCGCCGACCGCAGAAACUUCCGAGUUGCCAUCAUUUGCGCUCUACCUCGCGAGGCCGAUGCCGUCACCUUACUCUUCGACCAGUUUUGGGACGAGGUGCGCGAUCCCUACGGCCGAGCAGAUGGCGACACGAAUACCUACAUAACCGGUCGCAUCGGAGACCAUAACAUUGUUUUAGCUGUCCUUCCGAAUAUGGGUACUAAUAGCGCCGCGGCUGCAACCGCUAGCUUGCGAUCGAGCUAUGUUGGUUUAAGGCUCGCUCUCCUUGUCGGCAUAUGUGGAGGGGUCCCUUACAUUGGUGGCAGUCAUGCAUUUCUAGGCGACGUGGUAGUGAGCAAGUCCAUCACCCAAUACGACUAUGGCAGGUUGUAUCCUGGACAUUUUGCUGUGAAGAAUACGGUCGAAGACAGCCUUGCGAGAGCCAACAGAGACAUCCGAGGUCUCCUUGCCGUCUUUGAAACAGAGCUGAUGAGGGAGCGGCUUCAGGCUGAGGCUUCAGGGCACCUGAACCACUUGCAGAAAGUGGCUAGGGACAAGCGGCGGCGAGCUAAUUACCGAUAUCCUGGGACGACUGAAGACCGACUAUAUUCCUCGGACCAUGUUCACAAACACUGGGACUCGUGUGACUUGUGUGCCGAUGGCUCGGGUGCCUUCUGCGAGGCAGCCUCCAAGGCGUCAUGUGCCGACACCAAGUGUGGUUCGGCUGACCUAGUGGUGAGAGAGCAUCAUGCCCGCGACGACGAUUUCAGGCCAGAGAUCUACAUAGGUCGAAUCGGCUCAGGCAACACAGUGAUGAAGAGCGGGGAAGAACGGGAUCAAAUCGCCGCCCAACACAACCUCAUUGCCUUCGAGAUGGAAGGCGCAGGGGCCUGGGAUGAAGUCCCUUGUAUUGUUGUGAAAGGCCUCUGUGACUAUGCCGAUAGCCACAAGAACAAGGCCUGGCAAGACUUUGCGGCAGCCACGGCUGCAUCUGUGGCCAAGGCCAUCCUGGGGCGAUACGCGGCUCACGACGGGGACCGAGCUUCAAACCAGCCGAAUGAUCAACGGCCAUUGAGUGGACGAAGCGUUGCAAACAAUUCGUUUGGAAACAAUACUUUGAUUAAUCAGGGUGACGUAGGCGGAAACCUGACAUAUUGA